AUGGCCGGCGCCGAAGGGCUCCCCCGCGACCUCCUCGAGGCGAUCUACCGCCGCUGUUCCUCGCCGUAUGAUCGUGCGCGCUUCGCCGCCGUCUGCACGUCAUGGCAGGCCGCCGCGUUGGAAUGGCGCACCCCGCUACCUGCUCUCCCACUGCUCCUCCCGUCGACGGGCAUCGACCGGCGCGACCGGAUGGCGCGGCCAUACAGCCUCGAGGAUGGCAGGGUCCUGCGUGCCCCGCUGCCAUACUUCCCGUAUGGCAAGAGAAUCGUGGGGUGCCACGACGGCGGUUGGGUUGCCGCCACCAGUGGCUCCCUGGUCGAGGUUGUGAAUCUAUUCACCGGUGCCCGGUUGAUGCAAAGGGACCUUACAUGUAAAUGCCCAACCGUUCUAGGAAUGACCGACAAAAUCUCCCUCGACAAAGUCGUCUUCUCGGAGGAACCUGUCACAAAAGGCUGCAUCAUGGCCGCAAUAACAAAGAGGUGUAAAAUAGUGCUAUGCGGGCUUGACGGCAAGGACGACAGUGGGUGGAGCACGCAAGGAUGUGGCACACACGAAAUUCCCAACCUUGUAGACAUCACCUUCUACAACGGAGAGCUCUAUGGCCUAUCGUGUGAUCAAUAUUUAUACAGGUUCGCCAUUGGCCGAAACAAGGACGGCGCUUCCGCGAUCACCUUGUUCAAACAACUGACCGCUGAAAGACCCAUCUACUGUGGCAAUGCCAAAUACAUCUUCGAGCUGCGUGGCAAACUCGCUAUAGCAGUGGAAAUCCUCAGCAUUUGCAGUGCUCCAACUUUUAGGGUGUUCGAGCUCGCUGUCUAUUGGGACAUCAUUACCAGGUCAUACUACACAUGGGUAGAGGUGACGUGUCUGGGCGAUCAUGCCUUGUUUCUAGGGCCAGGAUGCUGCAAGGCGACACAUGUGUCAUCAACAGGGGUCGCAGACGGUGUUGUGGAAGCUAACCGUAUCUACUACACCCGGCCCGAAGGCUAUGCGAACCAUUUACCUAUGUUGGAUUUGGGUAGUUGUGCCGUGUAUUGCUCGGUAAGCGAUGACGUGCAACGCCCUAAUAGGAUUAUGUCACAGGGAUACUAUUACCGCGAGAAGGAUUACGGAUGCAAUUACAAUGAGAAGGAAGACACCAGUUGGCAUAAUAGUUGUACGUGGGUUCUCCCUCCGCACUUUUAG
This is a messenger RNA of Triticum turgidum subsp. durum (durum wheat), 1185 nucleotides long. The record is from the annotation of a GenBank genome assembly. Lineage: Eukaryota; Viridiplantae; Streptophyta; Magnoliopsida; Poales; Poaceae.